UUUGUCAGUGUGGGGAUUCUUUCAUUAGAAAAGGCAGUCACAGGAUUUUUUCGCCAGACAUUGGAUAAUACCUGGAUUCAUUAUGUUAACAAGAAGAUACAGCAAUACCAAAUUACGGAACAAGGACAAGAUGGGUGCUGAGAAAACCAGUUUCUGUGUAGUGAAGUACAUCUUCUUCGCCUUCAAUGUGUUUAUCUGGCUGAUGGGAUGUGGGGUGCUUGCCCUGGGAAUAUGGCUGCAGUUCAACCGUGGCCCGUUCGUGUCCAUGCUUCCUGCGUACAGCUUCCUGAGUGCAUCUGCACUGUGCAUCACAGCCGGCGCUAUCAUCCUGAUCGUGGGGUUCCUCGGGUGCUGUGGAGCCUUCCUUGAAAACCAGUGCAUGCUGAUCGGGUAUUUUGUGAUGGUGCUGCUCAUCUUUGCCCUGGAGAUCACAGCUGGAACCCUGGGAUUUGUCAAGAAGGCCGAGGUGCAGAUGAUGAUAAAGAAGGAGUUACUGGCCAGCAUCCGCCAUGACUACACCCCAGCCUUGCAGGACCCCAACACAGACGGCUGGAUGGAGAUCAUCGACUCCCCUACACUACAGUGUUGCGGAGUGGAUAACUUCACAGACUGGUACCACAUCAAGGCGUGGCCAGAGGCCAUGCGAGUACCAGACUCGUGCUGUCUACAUCCUGUAGAGUUCUGCGGGAAACUUGACAAGUCAUUCUGGUUUGAGAGGGGCUGUCUCGGAGAGAUCGAGUACUGGUUUGUACGAAACAUGUACAUACUGGGAGUGGUCGGAAUUACAGUGGGCGUCAUACAGAUUCUGGCAAUGGUUGCCGCUGUCGUUUUAUUCUGUUAUCUUCGAAGUAAGAAGUUUAUGCUGUAACCUCGGAGACUAUUUCAUAAAAAGUGCAUUUACCAUAAAAAAGAUACUUCCGUGUUCAUCAACGCGCCAAAGAUUCCUUUCCCAGAUUGCCUGAUUGUACCUCAGACAACCACCCACCAUGAAUUUCCUUCAGCAACGAUCUGUAGAUUGGGAGAGUUACCUCCCUUUUGCUCAUGGAAUACUGCAAGUCAGGAAAUUAAUGUGUCACCAAAUUAAUUCAUGUUUCAACACCAAUGGAGCCAGCAUGAGAGUAAUUGAACAAUAUCAUUUACUUUCUUUAUGAAUGAACCUUCCCUGCUUGGGAUUGAUCAGUUCAACUGACAAAAAUAGUGAAUAGGCCAAAUGUUUUUUUAAAUGCAUUAUGUAUUCUCCACAACUAUCGUUACUGGAUUUGACAUUUUCGUAAGUGUGUUGUUAUCAUGACAUGACUUCACAAUUGAAUAUGUCCAGACAGUAGCUCAUCACCUUAUAUUAAUCAAAGGACACUCACAUUUUUCACGUUAAUUUCUUGAUUUACUGUAUAUAAUCCAAAUUAAGAACAUUAUUUUGGAAGGGAUUUCUUUCAAAACACCUUUUACCUUCAUAUGUUUAGAACAAGACUUUUUAGUCUAAUAGUUUUUACACCAUGUGUAUCAUAUUUACUGUUAAUGCGCCCAUAUUUUAAAUGGUUGCAGAAAUUUUAAUUUAUGGUUGAGCCAAAAUUUACCCCAUCAUAGUCUUCAGAAGAGAUGUGUGUGUGUGUGAGUCAUUGUCAGAAUGUUCUAUGUGGUUGUGUUGUGGGAGAUUGUAUCAGGACACCGUGUAGUUCCAUCUCUGGAUAUGCUCAAGCAUAAUGUCUGGUAGAUACAUGUACUGAAUAUUAUAUGUCAUCAGCUGCCCCUUGUAUAUACAUAUUGAGAUAUUAUAAUAACCGUGUUCCAUGUGUCAAAUGUCUACAGAGUUAAACUUCAAAAGGUGUUCUCAAUACACAAAAUGUUUACAAAAUGUUUACCAACUAACCUUUGUCAUUUUUCUAAACAAUCUGCUCCUGAUAUUACUCUAGAGUCUGCUAUUUAAACCUAGUCAAUACAUUUGUUGGUUGUCUUUGCUGCAGACAAACGAGUAGAAAAUCUACUGACUAACAUCAGCACUACAUUUCACACUAUAUGACACCUUUUUCACAAUUGUGGGAUUUUAAUUUGUUUCUAGUUGAAUUUGUAAGCUGAUAUAGUCAUUUAUAUUUUCCUCGACCUUCUACAUUAAAUUACUGGUUCCUAAGAAUUUUCCUUAAACUACUAAUACAAGUAAAAGGGCUUACAUUUGAAAAGGUAUUUAUAGCUUGUUGGAAAGAAAUUUCUGGAUGUUGUCUUUAAUAAAUGACACAGUUUGGCUUUCACAUUAUAUAGUGGGAGUUAAAAGGAUUCAUCACUUAUUACAUUGAAUACGGUACAUUUUGUUUAUUUAAGUGAUCACAAAUAACCUGCUCAACAUUUCAUGUUAGAAUCACAUGUUUAUGUAGUAGAUAUAUGAUGACUUACAUUAGAUUUUGCUGAGGCUACAUACCGCAACCAUCUUGUAACUUGUAAUAUCAGUCCUUCAGAAAACUACUUGUAGGAAAUGAACAAAUGCUUUUUUAUGUCAACCUGAAAUAUUAAAAGGUGAUGUCAAAAUAAAUUUUGUUUAUACUGACUUGGGAAUACCUAGUACCUUUAUAUCAAUUUUUUUAUUAAUUAUAUUGGCUGAAUUUCUUUUGGAAAAUCUUGUGUAUGUUAAAUUCCAAGAAACUUUGCCCACAUAAUCGUUUAGGCCUCAGAUGACUGUUGUUCCAUUACUGUAACUCUGUGUUACGAUGUUAACUCUGUGUUACGAUGUUAACUCUGUGUUAGCAUGUUAACUCUGUGUUACGAUGUUAACUCUGUGUUAGCAUGUUAACUCUGUGUUAUGAUGUCAACUCUGUGUUACAAUGUUAACUCUGUGUUAGCAUGUUAACUCUGUGUUACGAUGUUAACUCUGUGUUAGCAUGUUAACUCUGUGUUACGAUGGCAUUGUUAAACCCAACCAUGAACGUCAAUUGGUCAAUGAAUAAGCACGUACUUAAAAAAUGUUAUUUUAUGGUUUUCUUAAUGGUUAGCUGUAGAUGUCAAAAAGGAUCCCAAAUUCUUGUUUCUGCUCCUGUUAAGAUGAAGACAUUCCAAGGGGUAGCACCUGCUUGAAUUUACCUGCAGCAUUCGUGACAACUAAUGUUUGUGAGAAUCAAAUAUAUAAAUGGCAUUUUGUAAAUACUUUGUGUCACGUACAGUGGAUCUGAAAUCAUUUUAUUUGAAUAUGCUGAUAUUAUAAGGUGACUUAUAUAUGCAAAAGUUGACAAUCUCAUGAAUGUGGUUAAUAAAAUGCAUAUUCUACACUUAAUUCAGAAUGUAGUAAGGAAAAUAUUAUUGGAGUAGCAUAUCGUCCACUGUCAGUUAGUCCAUAGUGCCAGUACAUUUGUUCAAUUUGUACCAUUAUUCUUUUGGAGAGUGUAAAAUAUAAAAAACAAUUUAGAAUUGUAAAUUCUUUUACUAAUCUUUAUGAUCCAUCGUGCGAGGACUGUUGUAAAUAUUGUAAAUAGCCACCAUGACUGAUAUUCCUAUAUUAACCUCACUGCCUCCGUAGGUUUGAUUAAUUGUAUUAUGCAAUUAAAUAGUGCUGCAGCAUUAGCGUACAUCUUGACUGCAACCUGGAAGUGUGUUUCCAUUAAUUUAUUAUAAUUUUCAUUUGAAUUUAUAAUUUCCUUAAGUUCCAAAUUGAGCUGUGUUAACUUACUGUAUGCUGAUGUGAGUUAACCCAGCACGGGCAGUAGGGUGGUUCGGUUGCUGAAGCUUUUGCCUAUCCAACCUAUGACCAGGUCAAGUUCCCUAAACAGGUAAACUGGAUGAAACCCAUUCCUGGUUUCCCCUUACCCAUUAAGGCUGGAGUUUUGAAAAUGUGGCAUCAGCUAAAUGGCAUUGUGGUAAAUCAGUCAGAACAAACUUGAUAGGCAUACAAUCUGUUCCAUGUUGGUACUUUAUGUUAUGUUGAGACAAAAGGGCAUUGUUUCUGAGAGUAUCAAAGUAUUGUAUACCAGUAUUUGAUGGACAGCUGACUAACUUUAUGUAGACUUUGUACACUAGAAUUCUGUAUUUGCUGGUCAAAUAUUAUUCAUUUAUAGCAACACAACAUUAAUGAAAGGGAAAUGGCACCAACUUCACUAAUUAUUUGUCAUUGGAAAUUAAAAACUGAACCUUCAAGUUGAAGUGAGACAUUGAAGAUGUUUGCCUUACAACAGGUAUUCACGUUUCAGUUUUAUUCAGUUUUAACUAUCAAUUUAAUGAUAGUUACAUAAUGUCAGAUGAGGUUCGAAGUCUCUUUAAAUAUAUGAGAAAAAAUGCUGGUUAGCAAUUUGAAACAAUGUAUUAUUAUGAAUUAUUAUUACUGGAUACCACUGAAGAAAAACAAUUUAAGAAUCAGUUGUAAUGCAACUACUACAUUGUUUCAAUAAAACAACAUGAUCCUUUACGCCAAUAGGAAGUAAACAUGACAACCAAGUCAGUUAUUACUUCAGGAUUUUCAUCAUGUUCUCUUACAUGGUUUAUUAUUAACAUUUUUUACAAAAUUUCUUUACAUUUUUAUGCUUGAAAACCAUCACAUUCCAUGCAUCAUUUAGGUCCUCUUUUUCCAAGCUUUAUGGUUUCGAAGUUCAUUUAUGAUUCAUACCAGACUAUGACUGGAGGUGCUUCUUUUACAUGCGAUUUCGCAGUGCUUUUGUUAUCUGCUGCAAUGCUGAGAAAGUGUUCUUGUAAUCUUAAAAUUCAUACUUUAAGGAUAGAAGAACAAGGCACUAACAGUUGAUAUGUUUAAAUGUGACAUUUCAUGCAUGUAUACUAAAUAUAUAUGCUGUGUUCGCUGUAUAACUUGCCCACGUACCAUGUUUCAGAUUUGUAUAUCAUCUUUCUAAGCACCCAUGUUAAUAUUUUUCUACGCAUGCUGGUCGUUUAUUAUGGCAAAUAUGGUACGUCAUGUCAUUAUGAGCACAAUUUUUCAAAAUGAAAUAGCUUGUCAAACUUUAAAUAAAGAUGUGCAGAUAUCACAAGAUGUGCAACAGUCAGUGUUUGAAGUAGAGUUUAAUUAUCACAUUAACUAAAUAGAACUUGGGUGGUGGGGUAGCCAAGUGGUUAAAGCAAUCGUUUGUCACCUGAAGAUUUAAGUUCUAUUCCCCACAUGGGUACAAUGUGUGAAGCCCAUUUCUGGUGUCCCCCCACCGUCAUAUUGCUGAAAUAUUGCUAAAAGCGGCGUAAAACUAAACUAAACUCACUUAAUAGACUUUGGGAACCAAGAACACAGCUGUUUUGAUCGGAGGUUGUAAUUGUCAUUUGAUUGCCCAUGAUUGAUCAAUCAGAUUGUGUAUUAUCCAGUUACAGUAGAAUAAUGAUUACAGUUUAUCUUUGUAACAUAUUUCUCUUUUAACAUGCUACUUGCACUGAUUUCAAUGAGCAUAUGAUAUGAAAAUAAUAAAUGCAGUUGAGUUUUCUUCCAUUUCCAGAAAAGCUUAAUUUUUAGCACGAUCAUAACACACACAAAUGAACUCUUUAUCAUCUGGUCACACUGUAACCUGAAUGUCGAUAUCAGCUGAGCUGAUAUCACCUUGUUUUUGUAACUGUGUUACAAAGAGUAGUGUCUAUUGUAUAAUAUCAUCCUGGAUAGUUCAGUUCCACUACUAAUGUUUUUGCAAGAAUAAUAUAUUUUCUUGUUUUAUAGAGAUGAACAGUAAUUCUGAAAAAGUAAAGUGAAAUAUCAUUUGUGUUAUUUUUGCCCGAAAUGAUACUUUCCUUAAAAAGUAAAUGAAAAUGUAGAAAGUGUGUUGAAUUGAAAUUUUGUUGUUUUUAAUUUAUCUCUUACUGUUAUUUCAAUAUAUAUUUCUUUUUAGUGAUGUAACCUUAGCUUCAGCCAAAAAUUAAUUUGCCCACGAACCAGAAAGAAAAUAUGUGAAAUUAGGAAGGUUUGGUUUAAUUGAUUGUGGAAUUUCUGAACUUGCCUGAUUAGAACUGCAUGUGUUUUUUAUGUAGAUGUAGCAUGGAAUCUCUCUAUUUGAACGUGUAUAUGUUAAUGAGGCAUACUGUAUUUGACCCCACUGUUUUUCCAACCCAGCAAUACCUACUAUAGAGCAUGUUUUUGAUUAAUGUUAUCUGUUUCAUGUUUGUACAGCACAGUUAUUGUAUAUGUGACCCAUCUUAUAAGAAUCAGAUAGUUUACUCCAACACAUUACCUUUCACUGUCAAGCAGAGAAGUGUUAUGUUGAAGUAGAAGAUUUGAUUUUCUCGAGAUUGAAUGUGACCUCAUGUAUUUUGUAAAUUAAGAAUUUACUAUGUACUUUUUUGUCAAAAAUGAAUUAAAAUGAUGUACACAACAAUA
Molecule: messenger RNA, 6274 nt
Organism: Haliotis rubra (blacklip abalone)
Lineage: Eukaryota; Metazoa; Mollusca; Gastropoda; Lepetellida; Haliotidae
Product: tetraspanin-4-like
Exons: 8
Coding region: 83-868 (261 amino acids)
Cellular component (GO): membrane
Source: RefSeq, a predicted model, not a curated record